UGAGGACACGUCGCCCACGAUGUUUCCUCUGGAGGAGAAGACCGCUCACUGCACUUGCCCAGGCUACAGAGAGCAGCGUCCUCACACCAUCCUCUACAACAUCUUGAGCUGGAGGGACAGCAGCCGCCUCAACGACAACAAACUCAACCAUAAUGCCACAGUGCACAGCUGUAACUGCGAGCAGAGGAGGGCUGCAUGCCUGAAGAACCCUAAAGCCUCCUGUCAGAUUGCAUCCAGCGUGCUGGUCAAAACCGUCUGCUUUAUGAGAAGCUUACCGUCUUUCAGUCACCUUCCGUCUGGAGAUCAGGUGGCCUUGCUAAGAGACUGCUGGGUUCCCCUCUUUGUUCUGGGGCUUGCUCAAGAAAAGAUAGAGUUUGAAGUGACGGAUGCACCAGAUUCAAGUAUGCUGCGACAGAUCCUGCUCGGACAGGGACAGACGGAGAAGGAGGCGGAAGAGAGAAGACCACAGCCGACUCUUGCUCAGGUUCACAAACUCAAAAGUUGCUUGCACCGACUCUGGAACCUGGAUCUCAGCCCGAAGGAAUACGCAUACCUGAAGGGUGCUAUAUUGUUCAACCCAGAUGUUCAAGCGUUGAGAGCUUUGCCAUUCAUUGAAGGCCUUCAGUGGGAGGCUCAGCGAGCUCUCCAAGGAGUCGUCCUGCUUCUGCACCCGGAGGACACCGGCCGCUUCAGCCGCAUCCUUCUAGCAGCCUCUGCCAUUCAAACUGUCAGCCACAACUUGGUCACAGAGCUGUUUUUCAAGCCGCUGAUCGGCAACGCUGACCUAUUUGAUUUGUUAAGAGAGAUGUUGUUUGUCCAGCAUGAUAACAGAUGAAACUGUGAAACUGUGACUGUAUGAGUGAGUGUUUUGUAUGGUCUUAUGGAAUUUUAUAUUGU
Messenger RNA from Myripristis murdjan (pinecone soldierfish), 897 nucleotides. It is a transcript of the gene nr0b2b, whose product is annotated as nuclear receptor subfamily 0, group B, member 2b. The record is from RefSeq and is a predicted model, not a curated record. Lineage: Eukaryota; Metazoa; Chordata; Actinopteri; Holocentriformes; Holocentridae. Bases 20 to 835 code for a protein of 271 amino acids. Gene Ontology annotation, biological process: negative regulation of transcription by RNA polymerase II; circadian rhythm. Gene Ontology annotation, molecular function: transcription factor binding; transcription corepressor activity. Gene Ontology annotation, cellular component: cytoplasm; nucleus. The transcript is spliced from 2 exons.